Molecule: messenger RNA, 2862 nt
Organism: Effrenium voratum
Lineage: Eukaryota; Dinophyceae; Suessiales; Symbiodiniaceae
Source: the annotation of a GenBank genome assembly
AGCUGGCUCAAGCGUCAGCCGGGGGCCCACGGGAGAAACCCCGGGGGGCCCUCCGGCACCUUUUCUCCGACGCCAUGGAGCGCGAGGGCAAGGUGAUGCAGCUCCUGGCAGAGGCCGGCCUGGCGCACCAGCAGGAGCUGGACGCCGUGAAGCAGGAGCUGCAGAACGAGAUGGCCAUCCUCUUGGCGGAGCUGGACGAUCUCAAAGGUUGGAACCAGCGCGGCAGGACACCCAAGCAGACAAACCGCCGAAGCCGCAAAGCGGGACCUGCCCACGAGAACAACAGCCCAGUCGUCUCGUGGGAUGGAACAGACGACAAACUGCUAUCGCUGACAGGCCACAAGUCGCUGGAAAUGGAGUUGAUAGAUGUGCACCCGCCAGUGGAGGCCGUGCAGAGCUUGGUGGAUUCCCGACGAAGCCUACAGCUGCCUGGCGUGGCAAGCGGAGGUCAGCAGACGUUCGAUUGGCUGGACCGACAAUCUCCAGAUAUUUCCCCGGUAGUUGGGCCGACAAAGACCGGGUCUGACCUUCUUCAGGUUGGGGGGGUUGAUUUCAAUACAACUCCAGAGCCCUCCGCAUCAUCCCGCAAAUCAAUCGGCAGCAAUUUUCCGCUGCGGGCUAGCGCUCCAGAGAGCGUUGCAAGUCACCGCGGAAGUCAAAGAGAGAGCUCCAAGCAUUCGGUGGAGCGUGUCAAGUCGCCUGGCCGAUCGGAUGACCCCCCGCCACCACGGCUCAAGAUUCCGGAUCUCUGCGACGUCUUUGCCCAAGGCCGAACCACCAGCAAGGCCCGCGUGAACUUCGCAUCGCGAGCACGAAAGGGUGUGCUGAGACCCUCCAUGUUGCCGCAGCACUCUGCUUGGGAGCUAUUCUUCCAAGAGGGUCCUGGUCGCUGUAUUUCCUGCCUGGUAUUGCCACCCCACAGUAUCUUGAGGCUAUUCUACGAAGUUCUUGGCUUGUUCCUGAUUUGCUUCGACUUAGUCUGGCUUCCCAUCGAGGCGUUUAAUCCGCAGACCACCGGGUUCGUUGAUGCAAUGUCCUGGGUCACUAGUUGCUACUGGCUGCUGGAUAUACCAGCCUCAUUUCUGGUCGGUUACCCGAUUCUGGAGGAAGGCACAGUGGAGAUGCGCGUGCCAAAAAUAGCGCGGAACUAUUUCAAGACAUGGUUCCUUUUUGACAUUAUCCUGGUGGGGCUUGACUGGGGCCUGCACAUCUGGAACUUCCUGCUCACUUCUGCGGAGUCUGGAGCCAGUGCUGGCGUGGCCUUCUUCCGCAUGGCCAAAACGGUGCGACUACUUCGCUUCCUGCGGCUGCUGCGGCUAUUGAAGGCACGGGGCAGGAUGACUGACUUACUGGAGCAGGUGCAGUCGGAAGCCUCCUUGAUAGUCUUCGGCAUACUGAAGCUGGUUGCUUUCAUUGUGCUGGUGAACCACUUGGUGGCUUGCGUUUGGUAUGCCAUCGGCGCCCUUGAGCCAGCCAGAGAGGAUCGAUGGGUCUAUGAAUUCAAGUUGGAAUCAAAGAAUUUGUGGUACAAGUACUCGACGGCAUUGCAUUGGUCGCUCACGCAGUUUACUCCUGCUUCUAUGGAAGUGAUGCCUCAGAACGAGUAUGAACGAUUCUUUACCGUUUGUAUGAUUCUGUCCGGCAUGUUAAUAUUCUCCUCCUUCGUGUCUGCGAUCACCAAUGCCAUGAACCAGUUGCGAAACCUCAACAGUUGGCGACAUGAGCAGGAGUCCUUGCUACGUCGGUACUUGGGGGAAAACUCCGUGACGCCGUCGCUGACAGCGCGCAUUCACAACUGCCUGAAUAAGGCAAUGCAACACUCGCGGCGACGAGUGCAUGAGAAUGAAAUCACCAUUCUGCAAUUGCUGCCACUUAGCCUAAAGUUCGAACUCUCCAACGAGAUCUACGCGCCUGCAAUUGGAAAGCAUCCUUUCUUCACCUUUUGCCACAGCGUUUUGCCUUCCGAGUCUCGGAAGAUCUACAGCAACGCCGUCUCACAGAAGUCAUUGCUCAUCUCCCAGGAGCUCAUCACGACGGGCGAGGCUGGUAAGCACAUGUACUUCUUGGUUUCGGGGACCUUGGUCUACUCGCGCGAUGACGAUGAGACGCAAAGUCAGACUACCAUGCAACCCUGGCUCGUAGAACCCGCGCUCUGGCUGAAGUGGCAGCACGUGGGCACUGCCAGCGGCACUUCGCAGUGCGAGCUGGUUGCCCUGGACGCGGCAAAGGUGCAGGACAUUCUCAAGGAAGAGGCCACUGUGCGCACCUAUGCCAAACAAUUCUGGAAGCACUUUUCUGUCAAUCCGUCGGCUCUUUCAGAUGUUUGGAUUGACGAAGAGUUCGUCUACACAUGGGCUGCCUGUUCCAUGAGCCAAGCAGAGGAUAUUUUGGGGCAUGUGAUCCAACCAGAGCCACUGAGCCCCAACUUCAAUAGGUUUCUGAACGGCAUGCGCCGCAUCAGUAACGGCAUGCUCCACCGCUUCUCUGUGGUCAGCUAUGACAGCCACCAUGCCGCUGCUGCUGCCGGUCCGGGCAAGCUGCCGCCGCAGCUGCAGGAGCUGGUGGACAGGAUGCAGCUGGCGCGCCAGGAGCAGGAGGCGCAAAGCGAAAGGAGCAUGAGCUCUGGCUUGGACGACAGCAGCGAGGAUGAAGCACCGGCGGCACAAAAGGCGGGCAAGUGGAACCGCACGGCCUCCAUUUGCAACGUGGUGCCAGUCAACCCAGGGCCAGCGCCCGCGGCAGGCAGUAAAUGAGCAGAUGUCUGGUGCGCCUUCAGCGAAGGUCUGGCACCACUUAGGUUCUUAGUUGAAACAUUGCAUCGAGAGUUCUUGCCGCGUCUGCGCCCAACCCUUACCUCAAAGA